ACAACCCGGCUGUGACCUCACAUGGUCGCUGUCGCUGCCUCCAUGCUGGAGUGGAUGUAACGGCCGCGCGGAUUGAUCAUUUGUGCCGGUGUUUGAGAUUCAUUGAUCGGUUAAACGGCGAUUAGACGGAUCUGUCAGCGGACAUGUCGUACUGCAAGCAGGAAGGUAAAGAUCGCAUCAUAUUUGUCACCAAGGAGGAUCACGAAGCACCCAGUAAUGCUGAGCUUAUCGAAGAUGAUCCAAAUGAUCCAUAUGAGGAUCACGGUCUUAUUCUCCCUAAUGGUGAUAUAAACUGGAACUGCCCGUGUUUGGGCGGUAUGGCCAGUGGCCCUUGUGGACAGCAGUUCAAGGAUGCCUUUUCUUGUUUCCACUAUAGUAAAGAGGAGGUAAAGGGUUCAGAUUGUGUGGAAAACUUCCGGAGUAUGCAGGAGUGUAUGCAGAAGUACCCUGAGCUCUACCCUCAGGAAGAUGACAAUGACAGCGCCCCCUCUGGUGGGGCGGAUAAUGCACCCUCUGACUCUGUCCCUACAUCCUCUCCUGAGUCCACACCAGCAACCACAGAAAACCCAGCAGCUAGCUAAUAUUAUUUUGGCUUCAUUCCCUUCACACCUCACAGCAAAGACAGCUCAGCUUUUGAGUAUGAAGAGAUAAUAUCUUACUAUGCCACUGGAUCGAUGCACUCCACCUAACUGCAUGAUGCACAGAGAUGCAGGAAGCCCUUAAAUGUCAGGUUUUGUGAAUCAAAUAUUCAAAUGACAUUAACAUGCACUUAAGGGACCUAUGAAGAAAUGAGGAUCUGUACGAGUCAGUUUGCACUUGGCCUGUGAAACAUUAGCUGCCAUUUGAACCGUCCGGUUUUGUAUUUUCUGGUUAUUAUUUGCUCCACAACCUAAGCUUUGCUUGUUUGACUUGUGUGCUACAACAGAUCAAAGGCCAGUUGGCAUUGGAGAUUGAAUAAACAAAACAAACAUUUGAUGUGCUGUUUUGUUGUAGAACAUGAUUAAACAAUUUUAUGAUGAAGAGAUGUUCUGUUGCUGAUGUGUUGGAAAGCAUGUAUCCCGAGGUUGCAGACUAAGUACAGACAUUAGGGGGUGUGAGUAAGUAAACCAGUAGCCUUACCUGUCAUCUGCUGAUAAAAAUACAUAAUUUGUUGACGUUAAACGAUUAAAAUGGCAAAACAACACAUUAUAAAAGAGUAGAUCUUCUGUGUUAGUAAGAAUAUGCAAAGAUCUGUUGUUCCAAAGAGUAGUAGGUUCGUUCAGUUGAAGUAUUUUAACACUGAGGGCUGUUUCUAGAUCCAUUUUCAACACAUGCUAAUAAUAAACAAAGUUUAAAAAUUGUGCUUAUAUCAGAUCCUUUUUAUAACUUCUAAAUGUUUAAGAUUAUGUGGCUUAUUGAUAUAUUCAAUCAAUGACAUUUGUUUAUCCUAGAUUGACUGUUUGAGUUUGACAUGUCAUUCAAAGCCUAAUGUGAAUUUUCUUAUUUUGAUUAAACAAGAAACAAAAUGA
Messenger RNA from Cyprinus carpio (common carp), 1508 nucleotides. Its product is annotated as mitochondrial intermembrane space import and assembly protein 40. The record is from RefSeq and is a predicted model, not a curated record. Gene Ontology annotation, molecular function: protein-disulfide reductase activity. Gene Ontology annotation, biological process: protein import into mitochondrial intermembrane space. Lineage: Eukaryota; Metazoa; Chordata; Actinopteri; Cypriniformes; Cyprinidae. Gene Ontology annotation, cellular component: mitochondrial intermembrane space.